AUGCCAAUGAGUAUACCAUUUGAUCAUACUCUUCGAUUAUACGAUUCAUUUGCAGAAAUUCAUCAAGAAUACAAUGGACCACUUCGUUUUCAACAAAUUGAUUGGAAUAAUAUCAAACAUGAAAGUAUUAUAUUGCGAUCCUCAUCAUCAGAUGAUCAUAUCAAUGAUACAACUACUAUGUUCGAACGAAAAAUUAUUCGACUUCAUAUAAAUAUGACAGGUAAAAAAGUCUUUGUUCGUAGAUAUCCUGAACAUAAAUUUCCUAUUAUUUGUGAAAUAAUUAAUGAAGAUAAUAGUUAUUCACUUGUACGUGAAAUUGAAACAGGACAUUAUUUUCGUGUUCAAUCUAAUCUUAUUGAAUAUGUUGAUGAACCACAAUUAAAUUCAAUCUAUGAAGUUUCUUUUCAUCCUAUACCAUCAAAUCAGUCUUUUAUUGUUAGUUAUAUUAUCCAAAAUCUUCGAUGGCAACCACGUUAUAUACUUCAAACAUAUUCUGAUCGUUCAACAAAAUUUCAAAUAUUAGUUGAUAUUAUUAAUACAAGUCCAUUUACAUAUCAAUUUAAUGAAACACAUUUAAUGUCAGGUGAUAUAGAUCUUACAUUUGGUACAAAUAAAAUUUCAUCAUUAAUUGAUGCAAAAACUUCAACUAAAACUAAUAUUGAUUAUAGUGGUAUUCAUUUAUUUUCAUCUAUGAAUAGUUCAUUAAAAAUUGAUCCUUAUUCAAUACUUACAUUACCAAUUCAAUCACUUAAUAUUCAUAUUAAAACAGUUUUUAUUUAUACACUUGUUUUAACUAUGCCAUCAAUAUCUACAAAUAAUAUUGUAUCAAUUAUUUCAAAUAAACAUAAAUUUCAACGUCUAUAUCAAUUAUCAAAUAGUUCAUCAUUUUUACCAACUGGUCAUUUAUUAAUUUAUGAUUCAUCAUCUAAUGUACUUACUGGUGAAUGGCAUUUACCAACAUUAACUGAAUUUGAAAAAUAUGAAUUUAAAUUAGGUGAAGAUCCUGAUAUUAUAUUAGAAUAUAAUCGUACAACAACAAAUAAUCAAAAAACAAAUUCAUCAUUAAUAACAACAAAUAUAUUAAUUCAAAAUUAUAAACAACAAAAAAUAAAUAUUCGAUUUAAAUCUAUAUGUGAAUUAUCAAUUGUUUGUUUAUUUUAUGAUGAAAAAGCACGUUCACUUGGAGCUCGUCUAGAUUAUGAACUUAAUCUUAAAGCUAAAGCUGAAGUAGUAUUUUCAUUUACAACUAUAAGACUUUAUUAA
Messenger RNA from Rotaria sordida, 1263 nucleotides. The record is from the annotation of a GenBank genome assembly. NCBI's taxonomy places the organism in Eukaryota, Metazoa, Rotifera, Eurotatoria, Philodinida, Philodinidae.